Lactuca sativa (garden lettuce) is the source of this 677-nucleotide messenger RNA. RefSeq lists its product as uncharacterized. NCBI's taxonomy places the organism in Eukaryota, Viridiplantae, Streptophyta, Magnoliopsida, Asterales, Asteraceae. The record is from RefSeq and is a predicted model, not a curated record.
UAAAGGAAGUUGAGGAAUAUCUGCGGCAGGAAAGGGUAUAACAGCCACGAUGAGGAGGAAGAGCGGCGGUGUUGGAAAAAAGAACCAACCGGAUGCCAUAGAUGAAGUUGAAGAGCUGCUGAAAUUGACGGAAGAUGACCUUCUCCUCAAUCUCACCGUCAAUUCUCACAUCAAAUCCAAAUCCAAAUCCCAAUCCAACUCCAAGUUCGAUCUCUUACCCGAAUCCUCCCACACCAACGCAAUAGACCCAGAUCUCGAUCGUCGACUUCAAGCUCUUAGAGCCAAACCCUCCAAAUCCAUCCCUAAAGAGGCAAUCACUGCCGAUCAUGAAGAUUUCGAUAAUCUGCUUGCACGAUUCGCUGCUCUUAAAGCUCCUUCUAAAGCAACAUCUACGUCUAAUUCUACUCAGGGGAAUGCUGUGAAAGAUGACAUUUUGGGCAUAGUUGAUGACGAAGACGAAGAAGAUGAAGUUUCGAAGAUAAUCAAUUGGGCAAUUGACGCAGCUCGACUCGACCCUUCUCCUUCCUCUGACAUCGACGAGGAUGAUGACAGCGAUGGCGAUUCCGAUGAUGAUGCUAAAAAGAAAACAUCAAAAAAAAUAGUUCCCCACAAAUAGAACAUUUAUAAUUGUUAUAUUUACUACUCCAAGAUAAUAAAACUUGUCAUGCUUGCAGAAA